Neospora caninum is the source of this 5469-nucleotide messenger RNA. RefSeq names its product chromatin organization modifier domain-containing protein. The transcript is spliced from 2 exons. The coding region runs from base 1 to 5469 and encodes 1822 amino acids. The record is from RefSeq and is a predicted model, not a curated record. NCBI's taxonomy places the organism in Eukaryota, Apicomplexa, Conoidasida, Eucoccidiorida, Sarcocystidae.
AUGGAAUCUGAGGGAAUCCUCAAUAGUGUGCCUGAAAACGUUCGUCUGCUGCCGCUCCUCCCAAGCGACGGAUUCAGGGAAGACGAGAACGCGAGAGAGGGAGAAUCCGACGUUUGCUUCGCUGCAAGAAACAAUCUCGCGAUUCGUGGAGCCGCGGCGGGAGACGCGGCUGUGGGCCCAGCAGAGGGCCGCGCACUGGCGGCGACUCGUGCACACCCGUCGAUCUCCCAUGUGAGAGCAGAAAACAGGAGCCAGGACGAGAACGCGGGGUAUGCACCGAGAGAGGAAGCUGCCGACUUUGCAUUUCAGUGUUUAAGGCCAUGGGAGGCAGACUGGAACGCCGCCCCAGACACAACGGGAGACGCCGGCGAUAGCAGGACAUGCACGAGGCUCGGCCAACCGCCGGGCAGAGGGCGGCCCGCUGACACUGGAAGAGCAGAGGGAAGAGACAGUCCUGAAUGUCCACCGAGAUUCGCUCCACAGACUGCCGCAGGAGUUGCUGGAACGGGAGAGGGGAUCAGAGAUUGUGGCUAUCAACCGGUUAUGUGCGUCCUGCAGCCGCUGCCCUCCGUGUUCGCGUCUGCUCUCAAUGCCAGCUGCCUCUCCGCCGCGUCUCUGCGCGACCUGUCGCUUCUCGCUCCUGCUGUCUCACCCCCCUCCCUGGGGUAUCCUUCCUAUCCUGCUCAGGUCUAUUUUCCCGGUGGGGGCCUUCCGUCUUCCUCUUCGCCAGUCUCGAACGGUCCUACACUUCCAGGCUGUCGGGCACCCUUCCCCCAACACCCUGGGGCGUCGCCUGCCGCUCUUCCCCCCGCGGCGGUCUAUCCGCCCGAACUUCCAGCGCUUUCUCCGCUCCCUGCCUUGUCACCGGGUGCACGUACACCUGGAGACGGGCGCUUGGAGGCCGGGAGGGAGAUGGUGGUGUGUCGCCGGGGCACGGUGCGACCGCGAGUGAGAAUUGACGAUACGCAGACUGUCGGGCCUCUUACCUCUCCAGAGGGCGGAAGUGACGGAGCGCGCAAUCGAGAGCGAAGACAUCUCGAGAGAGAUGAAAGAGACUCUCAAGAGACAGGCACUCUGGCGCCCUCCGCACAGGAGCCUCAACACGCCGGGACGGCUCCGCCUUCAGCCCGCAGACACCCCGCUACGUCUCGGGCUUCCUCGCCGGCCGUGUUUCAGCAAGACCUCUCUACUUUUCCGGCCUCUUCUCGAGGCCGGCCUUCUUUCUGUCGCCCAGCAACCGGCCGAGAAAAUCCCCGGACCCAGAUCGGCACUUUCCGCGUCCCCAUGGGCCUCGAGCACACUUCGCCGUCGUCGUCCGCUGACCCCCGGCUGGGUCUUUCUCCACUUGCGGGGGUGUUUCGGACCAGCGGGACGAGCGGCGUUUUUCAGGACGCCCGUGAACGGCGAGUGCAACUGCCGGAAAGCUCUGCAGGAAGACGCACGGAAAGACAGCUAUCAGGCGAAGCUCCGCUAGCUCGCCGACCGCGUCUCGAGGUGUCGGCGCCGGCGGGCGGCACAGCCCCGUGGGAGCUGGCGGGUUCGAGGUCUCAAAGAGACGCGUUUUUCUCCAGACACGACGGAAACAUCCACGACAGAGAUUUGGCCCUCCCGGCUACUGGAAAUCCUGCGGUAACCCGGAGGUCUCCGAGCCAAGAACCCGCGGAGGUGGGCACCGGCGCCUUCAGUUGGCGCACCGACCCCGGGUCUGCCGGAUCCGUAGAUCUCGCCGGGAGGGGCGAAGACCGAGAGCGAGGUGAGCAGGUGAGUGGCCAGCGAACGGCUGACUGUGGCGGCGAGUGUGCUGGAAACUCUGAACGCGACACUGCAAGGAGACAAGUCGCGCCGGCAGGUGUCGUGGCAGCUCCAUGGGCACCUGGGCCUGCGUUCCGCUACCCGCAGGAAGUCGGGCUUUCGACCGGGCCAGAGACGCUGCCGCCUUCGUCGAUAUCGCAGCCUCUUUGUGGACAGGAGAGGCUUACGCAGCCCCUUGCCGCGCUGCCUGGCGCCGCUCACGGCUCCGCGAAUUUCCCGCUUUCGCCAUCUUUUCGGCUGCAGGCGGAAGGCGGGGAAGGCCGUCGACCGCCCGAGGGCCUUUCUAGCCAGCCGACGCAUGCCGAAGAGUCGCGGCGGGGGCAAAUCGCGGCGAACGCCGACGCCUCGGCAACCCAGUUCAUCUCAGGCUGUUCGCCGGGACUGUCUCCCUAUGCUACAGGCCUGUCUGGGCGUUAUCUCCAGUCGGCGCCUUCACGUUGGCCGCCCUUCGUGGGUGACGGCGCGGCUGUGAAUCCCGAUGGGUGGCCGAGAGAGCCCGGCCGGCGUGUCUCGCAGCCAGUGCCUUCGGCGGGGAGAGACGGCGAUGCGCCGGAACUCGUGCACAGCGCUUUUUUGGGUCACGCUUCGCGGCGCGCCUCCUCUGCGGACUUGCCUGGCGCGAGGCGUCUCGCUGCUCCGGCUCCAGGAGACCGGAUGCGGCGCCCUGCCGGCUUUUUAAAUGAGGGUGCGCCCCUGGACGCCGAGAGCCAGGAGAUGUGGCGCGCAGAGAGACAGGCCCCGUGGGCCGCGGCGCCCGGGCACCUCCCGCCUCUUCCCGUUUCACCCGGGGACGCGGCGCGGGCGACCGCAGUUUCUCAGGAGGCAGGAGGCCCGAGAAGGCUGGCUAGCCAAGAGGGUGAAGGGGGGAGGCGAGCCGAAGGGCCCACUGCCCCGUGCACAUCGUCUCCUCACAGUCGUCGUCUCAGUGUCCCCGACGGCGGGCGUUUCGCCUCUCAGUUCGCGGCGACUCCACGGCGCGCACUGACCUCCUUUUCCCCGCACUCCCUGCCGGCCUACCUGCAGCGUUCGUCGCAUCCUCUAGAGACUUCAGUCGCGUUCCUCCCACCCUCAGCCUCCGCUGGACCCUUCUUCGACACCCGCCUCGCGAACGGUGGAGGGGCGCCGCAUGCAACGGAUGGGCCUUCUCUCCCAGCGGCGGAGUGUCUUUCAAGAGCUCCCGCCGGGUUUCCUGCUCGCUCGCAUCCCCUGCAGUCUUCAGCCACUUUGCCCCUCCAACCGUCCCUGUCUCCACCCGUCGCGCCGUGCGUCGUCGGCGGCUUCCCGCCGCCUUUGCCGAGCGCGCGCGAGGAUCUCCGGACCUGGCCGACCCAGGCUGGGGCCCGUGCGGGUUCUGGAGGCUCCGCGCUUCUCCAUUCGAGUGCGGAGUUCGCGCUCCCGGGUGUCUGUCCGAGUGAGCGUCGCUACUCGCAUCCGGCUGAAAGCGAGGACUGGCCAGGGCGUGGGGCGCUUGGGCGCGAAGAGAUGCCUCACGGCCCCUGUCCAGGGUGUCCCCCGUUUGCGUCGCUAGCCGUGUCCUAUGGCGCGGCGGGCGGCGUCUUCAACGCGAACGAGGACUCGUCACAGCGCGCAGAGGCUUUGGACGCCUUUCAAGAGAGGAGCAUGCACGGCGCCGACCUGGAGUCCUUUCCAGCUCCUGAAUUCCUUUCUUUCUCGCAUGCAGAUGUCCUGCCUUCUCGCUUCCCGCCCUUCACAAGGCCCGUUGCGAGUUCCUCGGGGGAAAGAUGCGGAUCGGAGACCUCGGUUCUGGCUCCACCUACCCUCACGCUCGGGCGCGCACAGGCCGCGGCAACCCUCUCCUUCGGCCGGCAGGAGUCGGGGCCGCCCGACAGUCGCUCCUUUGACAGCGGCGAUGUCUCCGCGUGCGCCGGCUCCGACGCGGCCCACGUGGGUGUGGGAGACCUUGGAGACAGAGCACGGCGGAGCGAGGGACAGGCCGGAGGCGACGAGCCGGUGAGAAGAGGCCGGGGAGAAGCAGACGAAGGUCAUCUCAGUGGUUCGCGGCGGAGCACCGCGAGUCUCAGCUCGAACGGGCUGCUGCGACCGCGUCUCGAAACGUUGGGGGCCCAGGCAGGGGACCGGUCUCCGACUCCCCGGCCGUUAUCCGGUUCAGGCGCCAACGAAGGGACCAGACGGGGACAGCACGGCGCUGUGGGGGCUCCCGCGUGGGGCGAAGGCGGCCCAGAGGGCCUGGGGCCUUCGGACCCGUCGGCACCCUUCCGGCGGGGCCUCAGAGGCUCGACGGCCGUAGGCUCGGGCCGCCUGGACUCGGAGGGAGAGCAGGACGUCUAUGAGUCGGACGAAAGCGGAGAGAUCGGCCUGGAUGACGAGGCUGGAGAGGACAGCGCGGAUGCGACUGGGGCGUCUGCGGCGGAGUCUGCGCCCGCCUGGUGUCUAAGAUGGAACGGCGAAGGCGCCCAAGAAGUUGUCGAGCUGUACGAGGUGGAGCGGAUCAUCGGCGUCCGGCGACUCGUCGAUGGGACCAAACGGUACAAGGUCAGGUGGAAAGACUACCUUCCCGCAGACGACACCUGGGAACCGCAGGAGCAUCUCGAAGGUCUAGAGGAGCUGCUGCAGGAGUCAGAAGAGGUCUUAGGCAGGGAGGAGUUCCAUCGGUGGGGACACCUGCGGCGCGACGCCUGCCGUGAGGGGACCAGGGGGACGGGUGCGGAGAGCCAGGGCGACAGGAGACGCGGGCGGAGAGACAGGAGGGGCCGAGACGGCCAAGGAGAAGAUCCAGAGGAAGCGCAAUACCAAGAGGAGGACGGAGAGCGAAAAGGGAUGCGAGAGGAAGGGAGAGCAGGCGGGGGGGCGCGCGACGCGCCAGCCGAUUUCUGUCCACUGGAGGACCACGCGAACCCCGGCGAAGCACGAGACAGCGUCGAAGAGGACCAUGAAUGGAGCGACAGGACAGAGGACGCGGAAGGCGGGAAAGACCGAGAAGUGGAAGCGAGCCAGCAGGACGAAUACGCCUUUGUCGCAGCCUCCCUGGCCGAGGCAGCUGAUGAUCCGUCUUGGCAAGGGUACCUCGACACGUCAGAGUCGUCGACGGAAGGUGUUCCCGACGUGAACAGACGCCAUUCGAGGACAACUUCGCAACGUCCUGCGAGGUGCUCCGGCACUCUACCCCGUCGGUGCGCGCCUGGCUCCUCCGGGUCCCCUGACGAGCCCGUGGACAACAACCGUUCUCAGUCCGUGGCGUCUCCGUCGCUCGCCCGGUCUGCCUCGCAGUCCGACGCCAUCUCUCCGCGAAGGCGCUCCCCGUCUCGACCGGAGCAAAGAGGCCGGUCGACGCGGUCGCCUGCUUCGUCGCUGUCUCCUAGCACGGCCUCUCUUUCGCUCUCUCCGCCGCGUGCGCCGGCGCCCUCGGAGUCCCGUCUGGAACUCCCUCCGCCCCGAGUCGUGCACCGAGUGGUCCAGUACCGCAGCUGUUACGGCCAAGGCGAGUUUCGCCUCUUGUGGCGUGGGAGCUGUGCAGACGCAGUCGAGUGGGCCCCAGAGUGGCUACUGCGCGAACUCCCGCCCGAGGCCUUGAGCUCCGAGGUGCGCAUGCAGAUGGUCCGGGUCAAGGAACGGUGGCGCGCGAGACAAGCCCUGAAUGGAAGGGCCAUGGUGUCCAGUUGGUGCGGAUCGGUGUGA